Chaetomium strumarium is the source of this 1236-nucleotide messenger RNA. RefSeq names its product aspartic peptidase domain-containing protein. Gene Ontology annotation, biological process: proteolysis. Gene Ontology annotation, molecular function: aspartic-type endopeptidase activity. The coding region runs from base 1 to 1236 and encodes 411 amino acids. The transcript is spliced from 3 exons. Gene Ontology annotation, cellular component: fungal-type vacuole. Lineage: Eukaryota; Fungi; Ascomycota; Sordariomycetes; Sordariales; Chaetomiaceae. The record is from RefSeq and is a predicted model, not a curated record.
AUGAAGACGUUCUUGUGGCUCUCUCUCUGCCUCGGACUGACCUCAGGGGCAGCACGGCCAGAAGCUGACUCUGGGCUGGAUCCUCGGCCUCAGCAUCUGGCACCCUUCCUGUUGGAUGGUCUCUUCAAGCGCGACGGUCCAGCUCGGCCUGCGAACAUCGACCUAACGGCAUGGAAACCGGGUGCAGUCAAACUGCAAUGGGCGGGUGACAUCUUAGUCGGCACUCCUCCACAGAAGUUCUCCCUGAUCUUCGACACAGGUGCACCGAUGAUGUUGAUCGCCGCCAACAACUGCACGACCUGCGGGACACAUCCCCGCUUUGAUCCGUCCAAGUCCAGUUCCUUCUCUCCUCAACCGGGGUUCCGCAUUACAAUGUACUUCAACAGUGGCGGCGGCGGUACAAUCAACGGCCCACAGCAGCAAAACGCGAAUUGCACCGUCGUGACAGACACGGUUCGCAUGGUUGACCGGCCCACAAGCGGGAGCCAGUUACUCAUCUGCGACACCUACUCCAACCUCCUCCGCGAGCAGACGCCCGACGGUCUCUUCGGCCUGUCGUCCACACCGACCUCCCUCUGGGGCAUUGAACCCAACCUGCCCACCCCCGAAUUCAGCUUCUCCUACAUCCCGUCUCACGGACCCAACGGCCGCCGGGAUGGCGUGCUCACGCUGGGCGGGACCGACCGAUCGCAGUACAUCCCUAGCACUCUCCGAAAGAUCCCUCUUAACUGGCCUCUGUCAGAGUCGGGUAUGCGAUGGGUCGUCGACGUACGCGGGGCGCGCAUCGACGGCUAUACGUUGCACAACUCGACCGACGCAGUCACGCUCAUCGACACGGGCAGCGCGGUCGUGUCUACGCCGGACCACGAGACCACAGCCGAGCUGUACGCGCGCAUGUCGGACGCGAUUCAGCCGAUCGAUGAGCGAGGCGCGUGGGGGGCGCCGUGUGACGAGCUGGACCGUGCGGUACGGGAUGUGGUCUUCACGGUGGGCAGCCCGGGGCAGAAGGUGGAUGUGGUGGUUAAGAAGAAGUACAUGAAUGUGGGCGAGUACCCCGGCAAGCCGGGCAUUUGCCAGGGCGUGUUUGUCGAUCCGGAGCGGGUGGCGCGCGAGCCGAUCAAUGGGCGGCCCGCGUGGAUCUUUGGCACGCCGUGGCUGAGGUCGUACUACACCGUCUGGAAUGGCGUGGAUCGGACGAUUGGCUUUGCGACUCCCUCGCGCCCGGACUGCGACUAA